GAAGCUGCUCUAUGCAGACAACUUCCCAUGGACUCAGAAAGCAUGGCCCCAGUUCAGACAGCUGUGAAUACACCUGCCAUGACACAAGACAUGAGGCCUAUUACAAAUAAUGGAUCAGACCCUUUCUUGAACAGCGGGCCAUACCAUUCCAGGGAACAGAGUACUGACAGUGGCUUGGGAUUAGGAUGCUACAGUAUACCAACGACACCUGAAGAUUUCCUCAGCAACGUAGAUGAGAUGGAUACAGGAGAAACUAUAGCACAGACAACAAUGAACAUAAAUCCACAGCAAACACGUUUCCCCGAUUUCCUCGACUGUCUUCCAGGAACAAAUGUUGAUCUUGGGACUCUAGAGUCAGAAGACUUGAUCCCUAUUCUCAACGACGUGGAGUCAGUACUCAACAAAAAUGAGCCCUUUCUUACCUGGCUGUAAUCUAUUCAGUGCUGACUGGGCCGAAAAUGCAAUUCAGCAUUUCUUUUUCCUCUUGAGAUAGAGGUAGAAUAUCUGAAAAUCCUCAAGAGAUAUGACUUACUGCCUUAAUGACUUUGUUACAUCAUCUUUAUGGUCAGUUUAAUCUCUGCCUGGAUUUGAUUGACACUAAUUUAAAUAUAAAAUACACACAUAUAUACACA
Antrostomus carolinensis (chuck-will's-widow) is the source of this 632-nucleotide messenger RNA. It is a transcript of the gene WWTR1, whose product is annotated as WW domain containing transcription regulator 1. The annotation marks the transcript as partial. Gene Ontology annotation, biological process: positive regulation of transcription by RNA polymerase II; hippo signaling. Lineage: Eukaryota; Metazoa; Chordata; Aves; Caprimulgiformes; Caprimulgidae. The record is from RefSeq and is a predicted model, not a curated record. Gene Ontology annotation, molecular function: transcription coactivator activity. The transcript is spliced from 3 exons. Gene Ontology annotation, cellular component: nucleus; cytoplasm.